Manis pentadactyla (Chinese pangolin) is the source of this 1093-nucleotide messenger RNA. RefSeq lists its product as uncharacterized. NCBI's taxonomy places the organism in Eukaryota, Metazoa, Chordata, Mammalia, Pholidota, Manidae. The record is from RefSeq and is a predicted model, not a curated record. The transcript is spliced from 3 exons. The coding region runs from base 458 to 1066 and encodes 202 amino acids.
UCAACUCAGCCACUUGAGAGUCUGGGGUUCAUUUUACUUGGAUGAGGCCCUAGAGGAAGAGACUGGGGCCCAGUGGCUGGCAGCAUGCCCGCCUGGUCUCCAAGUGCCCCACCUUCUAUCACAAGAAAGGAAAUAGGCUCUAGUUCAGAGCAAACCGCCAAGAGUUCAUCAUGUCCCAUCUGCGCACUUAUUCAGCCAUGCGGCCUUAGGCAAGGCACCUGAGCACUCAAGUGCCUCAGUUUCCCCUCUGUAAAGUGGGGCUAUUCCUCACGGCGCAGGCACAGAGUGAGGACCAAGCGGGUCCCCCUCUGGAAGCCCCCAGCACUCUGCCUGACACGCUACGCUGAUGCUCAGGAAGCCUGGGGUUUCUGGGUAGGGCUGGAGCGCGCACUGAAGGGAGACAUGCAGCUGUCAGAGAACUGGGCAGCUGGUGGGGAAGUGUCAGUGAAAAGAAAACAUGGCUACUUGUGGCCGGGUGGGCGGCUGGUCUGACCUGACCCAUCCCAGGUCCAAAGGUGAAGCAGCCCAGAGCAGGCUGGGAGGACAGCAGGGUGGGGGUGGCGAGCGCCGCCCCGGCCGCGUUUCCCCAGCCGCAGUCACCCUCCUUCCCCAGGACCCCGCAGCUGAGGGAGGAGACGGCCCAGGUGUAUGGGAGGUGGGAGGCCUCAAGUGCAGGAAGCUGUGGGUGCCUCAGGCAGGGCCUCGGGACACCUGCCGUGUCUGGGCCCAGGGCCUCCCAUCGGCUCGGGACCACGUCCUCAGGGUGCAUUCAGAACUGGUUCUUCCAGCUGUUAACCCUGCAGCUCCUGACAACACACACACCCAGGUGGGAUUCAUCAGUUUUCUUUGGGACUCCUCCACUCCAAGCUUACACCCUGAUAGCCUGGGUCAGGCUGCCCUGCUCAGGUGGGCUCUGCCGCCUCUCUGCUGCCUCCUGGCCCCUCAGCACCCUCAGAGCACCCCGCCCACCCAGCACGAAGCCCUGCUUUGCACACAUUCCACUGCUGGUUUUGACCCAAGGGCUGCGGUUUGUAAGCAGGUUUGCCCAACAUCCAACACCAGCUGAAAGAAGCUCCUUGAAGCCACGGACGAG